Molecule: messenger RNA, 3585 nt
Organism: Sorex araneus (European shrew)
Lineage: Eukaryota; Metazoa; Chordata; Mammalia; Eulipotyphla; Soricidae
Gene: TGM2
Product: transglutaminase 2
Exons: 13
Coding region: 102-2162 (686 amino acids)
Biological process (GO): peptide cross-linking
Molecular function (GO): protein-glutamine gamma-glutamyltransferase activity
Source: RefSeq, a predicted model, not a curated record
CCUGGCCCGCCCCAGAGCGGCUAUAAGUUCCCCUGGCCCCGAGGUACCCACCCACAGCGGUCACGCCUGGACCCGAGUUGGAGCAGCCCCCUGCUGAGACCAUGGCUGAGGAGCUGGUGCUGGACAGGUGCGAGCUGGAGCUGGAGGCCAACGGCCGCGACCACCACACGGCCGACCUGUGCCGGGAGAGGCUGGUGGUGCGGCGCGGGCAGCCCUUCUGGCUGACGCUGCACUUCGAGGGCCGGGGCUACGAGGCCAGCGUGGACACGCUCUCCUUCACGGUGACCACAGGCCCAGUGCCCAGCCAGGACGCCUGCACCCAGGCCCACUUCCCCCUGUCUGAGGCCGAGGAGCAGGGGGCCUGGGCGGCCACGGUGGUGGACCAGCAGGAGGGGGUCCUGUGGCUGCGCGUCAGCAGCCCGGCCAACGCCCCCGUGGGCCUGUACAACCUGACCCUGGCCACCUCCACCGGCUACCAGGGCUCGAGCUUCAUGCUGGGAAACUUCGUCCUGCUCUUCAACGCCUGGUGUCCGGCGGACGCCGUGUACCUGGAGUCGGAGGAGGAGCGUCGGGAGUACGUGCUCGCACAGCAGGGCUUCAUCUACCAGGGCUCGGCCAAGUUCAUCAACAGCGUCCCCUGGAACUUCGGGCAGUUUGAAGACGGGGUCCUGGAUGCUUGCCUGAUGCUGCUGGACGUCAACCCCAAGUUCCUGAAGAAUGCCGGCCGGGACUGCUCCCGCCGCAGCAGGCCUGUCUACGUGGGCCGGGUGGUGAGCGCCAUGGUCAACUGCAACGAUGACCAGGGCGUGCUGGAGGGCCGCUGGGAUAACAACUACGCCAGCGGCGUCAGCCCCAUGUUCUGGAGUGGCAGCGUGGACAUCCUGCGGCGCUGGAAGGACUUCGGCUGCCAGCGGGUCAAAUACGGCCAGUGCUGGGUGUUUGCCGCCGUGGCCUGCACCGUGCUGCGGUGUCUGGGCAUCCCCAGCCGCGUGGUGACCAACUACAACUCGGCCCACGACCAGAACAGCAACCUGCUCAUCGAGUACUUCCGCAACAAGUUCGGGGAGAUCCAGGACAAGGGCGAGAUGAUCUGGAACUUCCACUGCUGGGUGGAGUCGUGGAUGACCAGGCCGGACCUGCAGCCGGGGUACGAGGGCUGGCAGGCCCUGGACCCCACGCCCCAGGAGAGGAGCGAAGGCACCUACUGCUGUGGCCCUGUGCCAGUUCGUGCCAUCAAAGAGGGCGACCUGACCCCCAAGUACGACGCCCCCUUCGUCUUUGCUGAGGUCAACGCUGACGUGGUGGACUGGAUCCAGCAGGAAGACGGGUCCAUGCACAAGUCCAUCAACCACUCCCUGAUCGUGGGGCUGAAGAUCAGCACGAAGCGGGUGGGCUGUGACGAGAGGGAGGACAUCACCCACAACUACAAGUACCCAGAAGGGUCCGCGGAGGAGAGGGAGGCCUUCACGAGGGCCAACCACCUGAACAAGCUGGUGGAGAAGGAGGAGCCGGGGGUGGCCCUGCGGAUCCGCGUGGCCGAGGGCAUGAAGAUGGGCAGCGACUUCGACGUCUUCGCGCACGUCUCCAACCGCACGGAGGAGGAGCUCACCUGCAGCCUGCUGCUCUGUGCCCGCACCGUCAGCUACAACGGGGUCCUGGGGCCCGAGUGCGGCGCCCAGCACCUGCCCGACCUCCUCCUGGAGCCCGACUCCGAGAAGAGUGUGCCCCUGCGCAUCCUGUAUGAGAAGUACUGCGACUGCCUGACCGAGUCCAACCUCAUCAAGGUGCGCGCCCUCCUCGUCGAGCCCGCUGGCAACAACUACGUGCUGGCCGAGAGGGACAUCUACCUGGAGAACCCCGAGAUCAAGAUACGGAUCCUGGGCGAGCCCAAGCAGAACCGCAAGCUGGUGGCUGAGGUGUCCCUGCACAACCCCCUCGUGGUGCCCCUGUCGGGCUGCGUCUUCACCGUGGAGGGCGCCGGCCUGACGCAGGAGCACAAGUCUGUGGAAGUCGCGGACCCCGUGGAGGCGGGCGAGGAGGUGAAGGUGCGGGUGGACCUGCUCCCGCAGUUCGUGGGCCGCCACAAGCUGGUGGUCAACUUUGACAGCGACAAGCUCAAGUCCGUGAAGGGCUUCCGGAACGUCAUCAUCGGCCCGUCCUAAGGGGCGCCCGUGCCGGCCCCUCCGCAGCAGGCCGAGCGUCCCCGCCGUGGCCCCCCUCCGUGGCCCAGGCUACCGAGCAGCAAUCCGCCUCUUCUGGGGCUGCGGCUUCCCUGGGAGGGCGGGGCGGCCUGCGGGGGGCGCUCUUUGGAAUAGAAUGUGCUUCUGCUCCGCCUGUCUGUCAGUCUGUCUGUCUCUCUCUCUCCCCCUACCUCCCGCUCCCCUCACCUGUCAGGAAAGCUCGGGGCCUCUGCAGCGGGACCCCGACCUCAGGAGCCUGGGCGUGGGGUGGGGGCCGAGGGCUCACGGGCCUCGGGAGACGCAGAGAGGUGCUGCGUUGCUGCAUCUACUCCGCGGGCAGAGCUGGGCCUCCGUGUCAGGGCGUGCCCUGCACCCCCUGCCCCAGACUGCACCCGGAGGACCCGGGCACAGCCCCCCACCCCACAUCCCAGUGGUCCUGGCUCUCAGACCCUCCCUUACGUGCUGACAAGGACACCAACCCGUUUCUUGGGGAAACCGAGGCUCCGGGAAGAAAGGUGGCCACCGGCAGCUGUUGGCGAGGCCCGGUUGCGUGAAGGGUGGGCAGGGGGCAGGGCCUUCUGACUCCGAGUCCAGCCCCUGCCCACGAUGCCAGCACCGCCCGGAGACUGUCAGAGGAUACGGUGGGGGCCCAGAGGGCCAGGGAGGGAUUGAGGCCUCAGGGCCUGGCAUUCAGGCAGUUGUGACCAGCCACGGUCCCCUCGCUGGGCCUUGGUUUCCUCGCGGUCAGGGGAGGGGCGGGUUCAGCUCAUCUCGCAGGCCCUGCCUGGCCCACCAGUCCUGCCCAGCCUCGGAGCCCCAGGCCACAGGUGUGGGAUGUCCCUGACCGAACCACCUUCCCGCCCCCAGCCCAGUUCAGGCCCCCAGCCCGACCCGUACACCUUCCUUCAGGCCCCGUCUUCCUUCGGGCAGCAGCCAGAGUCCCUGACCACCGCCCCCCGCCCUACAGCCCCCAGGAGCCUGCCCCGCUGCCAUGCCUACCCUCUGCCGGAUGCUACCCAACGGGCUGCCCUCUCUCCCAGGGCGGGGCCGUGAACACAGCCCUGAGGCUGAGGUUGCGUAGGGAGCCUAUGAGUAUUCGUGCCUGAUUCUAUCCCUCACUCUGUCCCCGGGACCAGUUCUCCUUCAGGAAGGGAAGUAGGGAGACUUCUCUCUCUCCCUCCCUCCCUCUCUCUCUCUCUCCCUCUCUCUCGUGGGGGUCCCAGUCCGGGGAGGGCUGUAGGGACGGUGAUGCUAAUGCUCCCAGAACUCGGAGCUUUGCACAGAGGCAGGCCUUGGGCUGGGCGGGCGGGGGUCCCUGCUCGAGGCUCUCCGGCUUCAGAACGCUUUGGGGUUCCGGGCAGACGUAGACGCGCUUUUGAGCCACACAGAGCAAACACUGAAAUAA